This is a messenger RNA of Toxorhynchites rutilus septentrionalis, 501 nucleotides long. RefSeq lists its product as uncharacterized. The coding region runs from base 154 to 486 and encodes 110 amino acids. The transcript has a single exon. Gene Ontology annotation, biological process: negative regulation of biosynthetic process. NCBI's taxonomy places the organism in Eukaryota, Metazoa, Arthropoda, Insecta, Diptera, Culicidae. The record is from RefSeq and is a predicted model, not a curated record.
CGUGCCAGAAUAAAUCGAACUGCGGAAAAAUAUACACGACUGACUAUAUUCAAUUAGUAUCCAUUCGUUGAAGUAGCAGCUAACUGUCGAUCGACUGUGUAAGUUUUGUUUUUCUCCUGCGAUCGCAGUGCAAACCUACACUACACCUUUAAUAUGGAAUCGCCCAAUUCAACUACCAAUCCAAACUCACUCACGAACAACGUGGUAACGGUUCCGAUACCAAUUCUACCCUCUGAGGGAACCUACGCGUACGUAUUCGUGAAAGGAUCGCUGUACGCUAAAGACAGUGCCAUAUUCGCUUGCUCCACGGACGAGUUGCAGGCCCUCUCGAAGCGAUUCCAGAUCAGCACGAUUCCGAUUGAUAACGGUGUGAUGAUGAAAGUGGCUCCUUCAUUAGUCAUCAAUUCCUUGUCUCAGCUCGGUUACAAAGUCAUUUCGAGCACUGGUGAAGCGGAAAUAGUAUGGACACUGCAGCGUGAACUGUAGAAUAUUCGGCUGGGA